CAUUCACCACAAUUCACAAAAGACCACUGAAGGUCCUGUUGUGUAACUGAAUGAGAGCAUUGUGUAAACGUGUGUUAGUGAGGCCAUGUCUGAGGUGUUCAUUAAGAAAUUCCUCGGUGGAUUGGGGCUUUUGCAUAACGACAUUCCCACCUUCUCACGGAUACCCUAAUCAUUUAUUCUGAGUACACCACAGUCUGUGAUUUCUCGGGUUCAUAUACAUUUUCUGCAUUUCCUGAAUACGUAUUAUAUAUUUCAUAAUAAUCAUAAUACAAAAAAAAAAAAAAAAAAACCGAUAUGGAUCAUUCUUCUCUGCCUGAGGGAUUCUCUGAGCUCGAUGUUUUUGCACUGGGAUCAUGUCUGCUUGUGGAAGGUCUCUUUGGAUUUCUCAUGAAUGCUGUCACCGUUAUCGCUUUUCUGAAAAUACGAGAUUUGCGGACUCCGAGUAACUUCCUGGUAUUCAGCUUGGCUUUAGCGGAUAUGGGCAUUUCCACAAACGCCACUGUUGCUGCCUUUUCAAGUUUUCUGAGAUACUGGCCCUAUGGAUCUGAAGGAUGUCAAUCUCAUGGCUUUCAUGGAUUUUUUACAGCCCUCUCUAGCAUCCAUUUCAUUGCAGCCAUUGCUUGGGACAGAUACAACCAAUACUGUACCAGAACAAAGUUGCAGUGGAGUUGUGUCAUCACCAUCGCCACCUUUAUCUGGCUUUUUGCUGCCUUCUGGGCAGCUAUGCCAUUGAUUGGUUGGGGAGAAUAUGACUAUGAGCCCCUAAGAACCUGCUGUACACUGGACUUAAACAAAGGAGAUAGGAACUACAUCACCUACCUGAUUCCAAUGGCCAUUUGUAACAUGGGAAUACAAGUGCUUAUUGUGUUUUUCUCAUACAACUCCAUUGACAAGAAAUUCAAGAAGACAGGCCAGCAAAGGUUUAACUGCUGCACUCCUAUAAAGACUCUGCUCUUCUGCUGGAGCCCUUAUGGGAUCCUAGCCUUCUAUGCUGCUGUGGAAAAUGUGAAUGUUUUGUCUCCUAAACUGAGAAUGAUUGCACCACUUAUGGCUAAGACCUCUCCAACUUUCAAUGUGUUUGUUUAUGCACUUGGAAAUGAAAAUUACAGAGGAGGAAUCUGGCAGCUGCUUACAGGACAAAGGAUUGAACCUCCUGGUAUAGAGACUAAGUGUAAAUAAACUCAGCAUGUCAUAAUCAUUCAUUAUUCAUUCAGUCAUUUAUUCAAGUUCAUUAUCUGCUUUAUUUAGAUCAGGGUCACAGUGAAUUGAGAGCAUAUUGAGAGAACAGUGUUCAGUGUUGGGCAAUGGAACUUUGCCAAGUGUAAGGAAUUACUAGACAGAAGCUGGUCAUGUACAAGACAAUUAGACAUUCAUUCUACCGUCUCUCAUUCCCUCUUACAUGUUCACAUGCUCACAUAGUCCAUAUCUUUAACUGUUCACAUACAGUAUAUGGCAGUGGCACACUUCAAGUUAAGUCAAUUUUAUUUCUAUAGUGCUUUUCACAAUGGACAUUGUCUCAAAGCAGCAUUACAGGUCUUUCUGGCAAAAGUGUGUGGACACCUGACUAUCCUAGCUCAGCCCAGUCUCACGGCAUUUUGUGAUAUAAUCCGAAAAUGUAGUCUAUUGAUACGUGUUCAUAGACACAAAUUUCCCGCUUUUUUCAUGUCACUGAGGAUGACCUUCUGUGUAAUGUAUUACAAUAAGAAGUAUUUCUCAUGCCUCUGCUAAAGUUUUCUUUCUGCCACUGAAUACCACAGAUGCUAUAUUGUUUUUUUCUCGUUUGUUAUUGACUUUCAAGCACUAUUACUCAACAUUCAAGCAGAUUUUAUAUAUUUAUAUAUAAAUAGAUAUUUAUUUUUAUUGCUUUACUCUAUAUUUUACCCAGCUACUCACUAUUAUCAACCAUCGUUAGUGGUUCCUUUCAGUCAAAACACACUAAAUAUAUUCUCCCAGUUAAUUAAGUAAACUGUGUUAAUUAGAGACACACAUUUAUUACUGUAUAAUACUUACCCUUACCGUAUAUUUUCUGCCUUAUUUUUUUGAUAAAAAUGUGGAAAAAAGAUUACCUUUUGCAUUUCUGUCAGCAUCACCAAUGAUCUUCUGCCUCCGUUGCUAUGCAACAUAGCUAGAGAAAAAGAGGGAAAUUCGUGUCCAUGAACACGAAUCAAUAGAUUAACGAUUGUGACUAUAUGACGAAAUGCCAUAAGACUGUGUUGCACACCCAUAUGUAUAUGGGUCUUACUUAAACUGUUGCCACAUGAAGAAUGAAGUGUUUUCAUUUCCUUUAACUGAAACUGACCAGCUCAAACCUGACAUUGUAUAUGUGCGUGAAGUGAGCAUACUAAAUUUUUAGUGAAAGAACUUGUGUGGCCUGUGGCCUGAAAAAUCUGGAUAAACUGGAACGCAAACCAGGCCUCCUCACCUGACAUCACUGCCUGAGCUCACUAAUGCUGUUGUGACUAAAUGACCACAAAUUCCUACAACCAUGUUCCAAAGUCUAGUAGCAAGCAUUCCUAGGAAAGUAAAGGUCAUGGAGACUCAUCUCAUAUUCGUUACCAUGGUUUUAGAAUAAGACAACAAGUAAAUAUGGGUGUGAAGGGGAGGUUUCUUUUUUGCCUAAACAGAUCUCAUUUGAAAAGCUUACACUCCUACAAGUCAAUCAAAUUAGCCUUAAAGUUAAAGAAAAACUUUUUUUAAGCAAUUCCAUUGUUAUAACAUGUAAUAGAUGAUAAAAUCAGGAUAUGUGGUUCAUUGUAGGUAAAGAGAUCUACUAAACAUCUACUAAACAUAACAAAACAAAUUUUAAGUCACAUUUUUAGAUAUAAGCAUACAUACAUAAACACUACUUUAACUACUAAAGUUAACUAAACUACUAGAAUCCAGACAGAAAACAAAACCAUAAAACACAAAACUUUUACCAACAUUCAUCAUUCUGCACAUUAAUUCAGGUUGGGCUCUUUCCACAACCAUAAGGCACUGUUGAUCUGAUGGCCUGAAUCAACCACAAAGAGAUGUUUGUCCUUGGGUAGCAAACAAACAUUAGAAAAGGUUGUUAGUGAUCUUUUCUAAAUGUGUUGUGAUUUAUUCUAGUGACAAAUUGUGACAAUUAACAUUGAAUUGUCUUAAGUUGAAUUUGAUUUGAUUUGAUUAAUUAUGAGUUUGUAAUACUGUAAAUGUGAGCUGAUACUAGACUCUAUUAUUAUGAUCACUUAUACUGUAGUCACUGACAUGCACUGUGAUGUGAUUAAAGUGUUAGUUAAAUAACAGUCUUAAACGUUACAUAUUUGAUUGAAUAAAAUAUAUGUUGUUAAUUUAUUGAUGUUUUGAUGAGAAAGUCUAGCACAUUAUAUACAUAUACACGUGUAGUAAAAUUA
Molecule: messenger RNA, 3374 nt
Organism: Silurus meridionalis
Lineage: Eukaryota; Metazoa; Chordata; Actinopteri; Siluriformes; Siluridae
Gene: rgra
Product: retinal G protein coupled receptor a
Exons: 7
Coding region: 295-1179 (294 amino acids)
Biological process (GO): visual perception; phototransduction; G protein-coupled receptor signaling pathway
Cellular component (GO): membrane
Molecular function (GO): G protein-coupled receptor activity
Source: RefSeq, a predicted model, not a curated record